Molecule: messenger RNA, 2757 nt
Organism: Bufo bufo (common toad)
Lineage: Eukaryota; Metazoa; Chordata; Amphibia; Anura; Bufonidae
Gene: CCDC102A
Product: coiled-coil domain containing 102A
Exons: 9
Coding region: 346-1908 (520 amino acids)
Cellular component (GO): myosin complex
Source: RefSeq, a predicted model, not a curated record
ACGUUUUCUGGCGAUUUGGUCUUGUACUGCUCUCCUGAUUUUUUACUUCUGGCGUGUCUGGCUUUCUCACUUGCUUCUGGCGUUCUUGACACUUCGUUGACCGACUGGCUGUUGACCCUGGGCUGAUUUAGAGUCUCCACCCUGGAAGUCCAUGCCUGGGAGAUGCUCCAUGUCUUUAGCUGAUACACAGAGGAUGUGGGGCGGCUGGCAUUUUUAGAACUGAUCUGGGGUCCAUUUACGGUGCUGCUGCUGUCUGAGGGGGGGUCAGCGUCUCCAGUUCCAGGAGCCUGUCCCCCUCAGACAUUUGUCUUCCAGUCCUGUAAGCGCUUGCGCAGCUCCAUCACUAUGAGUCAGGGCAGUGGUCCGAGCGCCCGGCUGGUGGACGACCCUCUGCUCUUGCAAAGCUCAGAGCUCCUCUGCAGUUUGGGAAGUGCACAGCCCGAACGGAUGCGGCUUUCAGACUCUCUGACACCUUCACCAAAGAGCCUUCCACCGUCUCCCAUUCCCCAGACUUCUAUUCCUAUGUCUGCCGGAGACUGGGAGAGUCGCGAGGAGUUACGGCAGCGCGAGCUCGAGGAGGCCAGGGCACGAGCUACUCAGAUGGAGAAGACUAUGCGCUGGUGGUCGGACUGCACCGCCAACUGGAGAGAGAAGUGGAGCAAAGUAAGAGCUGAGCGGAACAAAGCUAGGGAGGAAGGGGUGCAGCUCCGUGGGCGACUGGAAGUCCUGAGCAAAGAGCUGAGUGCGCUAAAAAGAGAGCGUCAGGAGGCCAGCAGUGAAAUGGAGCAGCUCUGCCGGGAGCUUGAGAGACUGCGCGGCAAAGAGACCACAGAGCAGGAGAACGAGGAGCCGGUGCGGGAUGUGGACACCGAGAAACCAGUCACCAUCAAGGAGACAGACCUAGAUGGCAGCCUGCAACCAGAGGUCUUGGAGCAACACAACGGAGGCUCGUCUCGCAGCCCAAGACCCCGGCACUGGGAGGAGCGAGACCUGGCAGAAGAGGAAGCGCCCAAGAUUACGGCCCUGAAGCUGAGACUGGACGAGAGUCAGAAGCUUCUUCUAAAGGAGCGAGAAGACAAGAUGCUUCUAAGUAAGAGGCUGGAGAAGAUGGAGGCCGAGGUCAGCCAGUGGAGGAUGAAAUGUGAGGAGCUGAACAAGUCAAGACAGGAGGCCGUCACCCAGCUCACCCUCCUCAGGGACCGGCACCAGGAUGAGUUGGGUCGGAUCUCAGAAGAUCUGCAGGACGAGCUUGGGGUGCGCUGCAGCAUGGAUAAGAAGCUGGCGGAUCUGCGGGCGGAGAUGGAGGGGCUCCAGGCGGAGAACGCAGAGGAGUGGGGACGGCGCGAGCGACUGGAGACCGAGAAACUCAACCUGGAGCGAGAGAACAAGAAGCUGCGGCUUCAGAUCCAGGACCUGGAGGAGAUUCUGACUCGGAAGAGAAGACAGACUGUCAGUGCCCUGGACUCCGACCUCAAGACCAUACAGGCAGAGCUCUUCGAGAAGAACAAGGAGCUCUCCGACCUGCGGCACAAUCACACCAAGCUGAAGAAGCAGCAUCAUGAAAAGUCUGCAGAGCUCGGCCACGCCGGCCGCCGCCUGGAGCAGCUGGAGGUGGAGGUGAAGAAACUGCGCCUCCGGGUGGAGGAGCUGAAGAAGGAGCUGGGGCAGGCAGAGGACCAGUUGGAUGAGACGCAGAAUCAGACGCGCAAAUUGCAGAGAUCUCUCGAUGAACAAACCGAGCUGAAUGAAAACCUGCAGGUUCAAGUGGAGCAUCUACAGUCCAGGCUACGGCGGCAGCAGAAUCCACCCUUGUUCGGGAAGCUGCGCACUUCACGAUUUGGAAAUGAUGACACCGGGGAGAUCGGAAGUGACCCUGACGAGGAUGAUCUUCAGAUCCAAGUGCCAUAGAAGUGUCUGUCCUAGUCUGAGAGGAUUGAUAUCCAAGAGGAUGAGGAGCGUCGGUCAGUGUCACACUGAAGUGUCCUCCACCUGCACAUUCAUCAUGGUCAUACAUGGAGGACAUCCUGCUCUAUCAGUCCCCGGAUGGAGAGCUGACGGACCUACCACCCUCUAUCUACAGCCCUCUACCUGCCCUGCCAGUCAGUGCACCCUACCCACGAUGCACCCAGUCACUGGCGUAAUAUAGGUGUACGCAGCAGCACUGCACUCUUCACCUCGUUGUCCUCCCAUGCCUGGGAUUGACCAUAUGACCAGUAUAUAAUGGACUUCAGGUAUAUAACUGCUAUUUAAGGGACUAUAUACAGGUAUUCAAUAGAACUAUAAUGGACUUCAUACCCCGACAGGUAAAGAAAACAUAAUGGCCCAAUGGUAUUCCAAGCAGUGAAUCAAACGUACAGCGUAGUAUGGACUCUCUAAUCUAGAAGGUCCAUAAUGGACCAUAGACCUCUGACCAGUAUAUCAUGGAGUAUAGAGAGAGAUGCCACUGUCCUCUAAUAACAUAUAUUACAUAGAGGCUGCAGGGAGAGGAGUCUACAUACUGCUGGGAGGUGAGGAGAUCUCCCUGUCCUCUAAUAUAUAGUACAUAGAGGCUGCAGGGAGAGGAGACUACAGACUGCUGGGAGGUGAGGAGAUCUCUCUGUCCUCUAAUAUAUAUUACAUAGAGGCUGCAGGGAGAGGAGACUACAGACUGCUGGGAGGUGAGGAGAUCUCUCUGUCCUCUAAUAUAUAUUACAUAGAGGCUGCAGGGAGAGGAGACUACAGAGUCCAGACUGCUGGGAGGUGAGGAGAUGUCUCUGU